CUGGUAAUUUUAUAUUUCUGAUUCAAGAAAAAUAAUGAUUGACAGCAUCCUCAAGAAAUGAAAACAACUUCCAAGCAGCAGUUACAUGAACAUAGGUUUCCAAAAACCAAGAGCAAAAGCAAUUACUAUGAAGUAUGCUCAGUGUAUAAAAAGAGUACCGUUUAAAGAUUCAGCAUUUAGUUUCUUGUCUUAACUCAACAAGAUGAGAGUUGCUUGCUUCUUAGCUCUGUUGAUCGUAAAUGUAGAUGGUUGGCUAUUCGGUGGAGAUAACCGUGGUGCCAGUGGUGGUCUUGGUGCGUCAGUGGACUUACCUAUUUUAGGACCUGUUGGCGCUUCCAUUGGCGGUUCUCUCGGCGGUAAUGGUGGUGGUCACGGUCAUGGAUGCACAUGCGCCGGUCCAGGUGUUGGUGGAAACGGUGGUCUUGGUGGUGGACUCGGCGGAGGCGGAGGUGGAGGUGGAGGCGGAGGCGGAGGACACGGUGGAAAUGGUGGUGGUAGUAUCGGUGAAAAUGGUGGAUUAGGUGCCUCUUUGGGUGGUCUUCUUGGUGGAAACGGCGGCGGUAACGGUGGUCUCGGCGCCUCUUUGGGCGGUCUUCUUGGUGGAAAUGGUGGUCUCGGUGCCUCUUUAGGUGGUCUUCUUGGUGGAAACGGUGGUCUCGGUGCCUCUUUAGGUGGUCUUCUUGGUGGAAACGGCGGUCUCGGGGCCUCUUUAGGUGGUCUUCUUGGUGGAAACGGUGGUCUCGGCGCCUCUUUGGGCGGUCUUCUUGGUGGAAAUGGUGGUCUUGGCGCCUCUUUAGGCGGUCUUCUUGGUGGAAAUGGUGGUCUCGGUGCCUCUUUAGGCGGUCUUCUUGGUGGCAAUGGUGGCGGUAACACCGGUGGAAACGGUGGCCUCGGUGGAAUUGUUGCCUCUUUGGGCGGUCUUCUUGGUGGAAAUGGUGGCGGUAACGGUAGACUUUCUAUCGGCGGUAAUGGGGGUGGUCAUGGUGGAGCCAAUACUGGUGGAAACGGCGCGAUUAACGUUGACCUGACUCAUGGCGGAAACGGCGGUUCUUCAGUUGGUGGUAACGGCGGUGCUCAUGGAAACGGCGGCAUCAUUGACCUGACUCAUGGCGGAAGCGGUGCUGCUGGUUCAGGUGUUGGUGGAAACGGCGGUGCUUCUGGUGGAGGAAGCGGCACUAUUAACGUUGACCUUACGCAUGGCGGUAACGGUGGUGCUUCUAGUGUUGGUGGAAAUGGCGGUGGUUCUGGUGGAGGAAGCGGCACUAUUAACGUCGACCUUACGCAUGGCGGUAACGGUGGUGCUUCAGGUGGUGGAAAUGGCGGUGGUUCUGGUGGAGGAAGCGGCACCAUCAACGUCGACCUUACUCAUGGCGGUAACGGUGGCGCUUCAGGUGGUGGAAAUGGCGGUGCUUCUGGUGGAGGAAGCGGCACUAUCAAUGUCGACCUUACUCAUGGCGGUAACGGUGGUGCUUCAGGUGGUGGAAAUGGCGGUGGUUCUGGUGGAGGAAGCGGCUCUAUCAACGUCGACCUUACGCAUGGCGGAAACGGUGGUGCUUCAGCAAAUGGAAACGGUGGAGGUUCUGGAGGUGGCUGGUUCAGUGGUGGUCUUGGUGCUUCCGUGGAUCUCCCAAUUAUUGGACCAAUUGGUGCUAACAUCGGUGGCAACGUUGGUGGUAACGGCGGUGCAUCUGGUGGAGCUUCCGGGGGUGCUUCUGCUGGUGGAAACGGUGGACUCGGUGGAGGACUCGGUGCUUCCGUAGAUCUCCCACUCCUUGGACCAAUUGGUGCCAACAUUGGUGGCAACAUCGGUGGUAACGGCGGUGCUUCCGGUGGUGCUUCUGGGGGUGGAAAUGGUGGAAUCGGUGGUGGUCUCGGUGCUUCCGUUGAUCUCCCACUUAUUGGGCCAAUUGGUGCCAACAUUGGUGCCAACGUCGGUGGUAACGGCGGUGGUUCUAGCGGUGGUUCCGGAGGUGGAUUCAGAUGGAACAACAAAAGACUCCAAGCUGCCCUUGCUGACGAAUUGGACAGUUCUAUUGAAGAUCUAUUUCAUUAAACAGCCAGUCGACUUCUUCAACGGAUACGGAAAACAAUUCUUGCCAAACUGAUGCAAAAUAUUUGCUGGCGUUUUUCUCUUGCUUUGCAGUUAUUUAAAUAUUUGGACAAGAAAUAAAAUUAAUGCAUAAAACAUAC
Ciona intestinalis (vase tunicate) is the source of this 2190-nucleotide messenger RNA. Lineage: Eukaryota; Metazoa; Chordata; Ascidiacea; Phlebobranchia; Cionidae. The record is from RefSeq and is a predicted model, not a curated record.